Cololabis saira (Pacific saury) is the source of this 1431-nucleotide messenger RNA. It is a transcript of the gene hacd2, whose product is annotated as 3-hydroxyacyl-CoA dehydratase 2. Bases 64 to 798 code for a protein of 244 amino acids. Gene Ontology annotation, biological process: fatty acid elongation; sphingolipid biosynthetic process; very long-chain fatty acid biosynthetic process. NCBI's taxonomy places the organism in Eukaryota, Metazoa, Chordata, Actinopteri, Beloniformes, Belonidae. Gene Ontology annotation, cellular component: endoplasmic reticulum membrane. The transcript has 7 exons. The record is from RefSeq and is a predicted model, not a curated record. Gene Ontology annotation, molecular function: 3-hydroxyacyl-CoA dehydratase activity.
UGAAGCCUCUCCUCGGCUCUGACAGCCUCCUCGCAGGACCAGAAACUGUCAACGGCUGCAGUCAUGUCGGCAUCUGCUCCUGGGGCCAGCAAGGCGGCCCACGGCGACCCGGCCGCCAAGAAGAAGAGGGGCCCCGGGGCCCUGGCCACGGCCUACCUGGUCAUUUACAACGUUGUUAUGACAGCGGGGUGGCUGGUAAUAGCCGUGGGUCUGGUCCGAGCUUAUCUGGCUAGAGGGAGCUACCAUGGACUGUAUUACUCCAUAGAGAAGCCUCUGAAGUUCUUCCAGACCGGAGCUAUGCUGGAGAUCCUGCACUGUGCAGUGGGAAUCGUCCCGUCCUCUGUGGUGCUGACCGGGUUCCAGGUCCUGUCCAGGGUUUUCCUCACCUGGGCCGUCACUCACAGCGUCAGAGAGGUGCAAAGUGAGGACAGCGUCCUGCUGUUUGUCACAGCCUGGACCGUCACAGAGAUCAUCCGCUAUUCCUUCUACACCUUCAGUCUCCUCAAUCACCUGCCGUACCUCAUCAAAUGGGCCAGGUACACGUUUUUCAUCGUGCUGUAUCCCAUGGGGGUGACGGGAGAACUGUUGACCAUCUAUGCAGCGCUGCCGUACGUGCAAAAGACCGGCCUGUACUCUGUUACCCUUCCCAACAAGUACAACUUCUCUUUUGACUACUACACCUUCCUCAUCCUGAUCAUGAUCUCCUACAUCCCCCUCUUUCCCCAGCUUUACUUCCACAUGCUGCGGCAGAGGAAGAAGGUGCUGGGCCACACGGAGGACUACAGAAAGGUGGAGUGAGCCCAGCGGGGUUAAGAACAAUUCAAUGAGGGAGAAGAAGCCAAAAUAUCCCACGGAUGAGUGAAGGGGAAACGGUGUCUCUUUGUUGAAACAUAACGCCCAACCAGUUUUCAAACUGCCACAGCUGACCUGGCAGAUUAUCAAAUAAUAAGCAACAUCUUCUUUUUUUUUAAACUGUUGUUUAGCUUUUACUGAAAUUGUGGAUUUUUCUCUUUUGUUUAACAUGCAAAGUAAUUCGAAUUAUUUUUGUUAAGUUGGAGACCUUGCAGCUGCAAAGAAAUUGUAAGAAGACUUGAAUUACACUUGAUCAACACCACAGAACAUCUGAAUAAAAUGAAACACUAAGAGCUGACGACCUUCUGUUGAAUAGCACUGUAGGAAAGACUAGAGUAGGUUCCUCCCUCCCCGUGGCUCCUCGUUUGAUCCCUUUUUCAGAAGCAGCUUUGUUUUGUGCUACUGAUACUGGGCGAAAAAUGUGAAUUGUAGCACUGAAAGUACUUGUCCGUAGGUUUUCCUUCUGCAGUGUAUUGUUUGAUACACACUGUGGUGCAGAUUUGUCAUUUUUCAUUUAGUUAAUUUAUUCAAAAGCUUGAUUACAUUCCACAUUUUGCUCAAUAAACAUUUUUCAUUCCA